Molecule: messenger RNA, 354 nt
Organism: Striga asiatica
Lineage: Eukaryota; Viridiplantae; Streptophyta; Magnoliopsida; Lamiales; Orobanchaceae
Source: the annotation of a GenBank genome assembly
AUGGUUUUGAAAUCUCUAUGGCUUUUCCUUCUGAUAAUCCUCCCGUUUUUCGCAUCUCUCGAGCUUGUUCAAGUAUCGGCUCAAAAUUCGUGGUGCCCGAUCACGAAACCUAGGAGCCGUGAGGUAGUCGAGUAUGGUAAAUUCGCCGUGAAAGAAAUUAACGAAUUACGCCGCAGUAAAAUGGUAUUUGGUAGUGUUCUUCAAGGAGCUACCCAAAAAGAUAGAGACAAAGUGUACAUAAGGUUAGAAAUAAGUGUAAGGGAAGGCAAAGCCAGCACAAGGUACAUGGUUAACAUGUAUGAGGUGCCCAAAAUAAAGUUCAAGAAAGUCACUAGCAUUAGAAAACUCCCUUGA